AUGUGGUCCCUCGGAUGGUUGGCUAACUCGAUAGGAACUCUAUAUGCAGAGCACGGAUGCGGACUCGGUGGAUUGAAGAUUUGA
Molecule: messenger RNA, 84 nt
Organism: Caenorhabditis elegans
Lineage: Eukaryota; Metazoa; Nematoda; Chromadorea; Rhabditida; Rhabditidae
Gene: Y47D7A.17
Exons: 2
Coding region: 1-84 (27 amino acids)
Source: RefSeq, marked reviewed